CGCAGCAGCAGCAGCUCAUCAACAUCGCAUCUCCUCUUCGAUAAUGUAUCUGGGCUGCGGCCAUCUUGUAGGGAUCAGAGUACAGUAGCUUUGAUCACCGAUCUGAAGAUGGAAAUCCGUGUCUUUUUAUCACAAAACUAGUUGAAACUCAAAUAUGGUAAAACGGAAGACCAUUUCGGGUGAUGAUUUGGAUGGAGAUCAGACGAUACCAUUGCCUAUCCAAUCUUUCUUCUGGCGGCAGACGAGGCCAUUCAUUCGACCAAAGUUGGAAAAGCUCUGUGAAGCAUCAUGUGUGUCGUUCGAGCGUGUGGUAGUCCAGAACAUCCUGCAUGGGUGUUCCCCGAGCCUGUGUGCAGCAAUACAGAGUGUGCCUCGCUGGAAGGUCAUACAGGCGGCUUUCCCUCACGUCAUGCAUGCCUGUUCAACACUCCUCACUUCUUGCAAGCGCUUAGAUAUAGAUGCCAGGUUUGGUUCUAAUGAGACAAAGCUGCUGUACAUUCUCCACUGGAUCAUAUUGGAUGCUGCCUCAGAAUGUGAAGAUCAAGAGUCUGAUCCUCUCCGUAAUGGAGGUCGUACCCUUGGCAACAGCGGCUCCUCAGAACAGAUGCACUCUCUCAGCACAAUACAGCUGUUUGUGUACCUGUUUGCCCCACUCCUGGACUAUAUGGAUGACACUGAUUUUCAGACCCUAAAGUUAGAGAAUGGUUUGAGACUUUGGCAGCCAUUGUGGGACUACAGACAACCUGACAUACCCUGCUUUGCGACACCUGUCAAACCCCAGAGGAAUGUACUAAAGGCACAGCGAAGUCUGCUGAAGAUCAACACUAAUGCAGGAUACGUGUACAUGGGGAAAGGAACUUCCAGAGAGAAUCUUAAUGUUGGAUGCAUGGAAAGAAGCAUAGAAUGUGAAGAUGAAAACAAUCUAAGCUGCAAGACAAGCACUGGUGAAUACCAGUCGCCACGGGCACCGAUAGUCACCAUGUCCAACAUCUGCCCGUCGUCUACUGGGGAUUCACAAUCGGCCAACAUUGAGGUCAUCUGUGAACACUGUAAUACUGUCAUGUCUAUGCGCGGGGCAGGCGACGGCAGUAGGCGUUGUAGCUGUGGACGGCGGGAGAGUUCUACCUCCUAUGACAAGAUGAACCCUUGUCACAACAGGCUCCCGUCGCUGAUAGAUCAUGACUUCGUGAAGCAGAGGUUAGUGAGUGCUGUAAACAGUGGGGUGAAGGGACCGACUACACCAGACAUCCUGAGUGCAAGCUAUUUUGAUGUGGCAGUUUUACGGUGUCUGUUUUGCCAGUAUUGGUCCGAGGAUGGGAUUUAUUGGGCACUCAGAUACAUACAACAGCGAUUAAUGGAGGUCUGUGAUGAAGUGUUCCGACGAACAAACACUGAUCGAGCAAGGAGCCGUUCUCUUCCUUUCUCUGACAUCAAAGUCCUGAAAAAUGGGAGUCUUCCUUACAAUCCAUUUGAGACACACAGGUUUUCAGACAAAAGAGGAUCAUCUGCCAAAGGUUUCAGCAAACUCACCUCCAAACUGACAACUAUUCGUAGUGGAACAGAGAUAGAUAAGCUUUCGCCAGACAGACCUACACACCUGUCUGCUUUUGAAGAACUCCGAAAUCGGGAGACAAAGAGGCUUCGACUUGGAGGUGGUCGGCGACACAUUGACACUGGAACCGCUCAGAUAAAUCCAACAAAACCUACUAGAUUAUCCCCCGUGGGUGCUCCACCUGUGAAACAUGGAGUACAGUUUGCCACAUCCAAGUCUCCAGGAAUCUCUACCCCAACUUCAUCUUUCACUCAUGGGUCGAAAGACGACUCAUCCAGUGCUGGUACUAUGUCCACUGGCGAAGGGGAUGGGGACACAGACCGGGCCUCAAAGAGUCAACACUCCUCCACCAGUGGUAAGACUGUCAAGUUUCCUUUGUCCCUCAGUGGGAUCACCUCCUUUGAUAGUGACAGAAACAAAGGCAACCGUAACACAUACACUAAAACCAAGCUCCAUCCCCUGGGCUUUGACAAAGAUUCCGCUACUGACAGUAGUAGUCACGAAUCCUCCACCUCUUCCCAGCAGGGCGAAUCCACAACCAAUGACUUGGGCCAGAAGAAGUUUGACACAAUGCCAAAACCUAUAAUCACAGUUACAGAGCAUAGCUAUGACUUUGACGGAAAGAAGGAACCAAUUUCUCCCAAAGGCUCAAUGAAUGGAGGCAGUACAGAAAUUGAUGAUGAUGGAAAAAAGAAAUCGGGCAUCUCUCGUAGUAUGACGGACUCUGACAUCAGCUAUCGUCAAGAAGAUGAGGUACAUGAAGUACCUGGAUCUGUUCACUAUAUCCAGGACAAUGGUCACAUCAACUACAAGGUCAUCCUCCAGGCUGUCCACUUCAUCAGUAACACUCAGACCAGUGACCGCAUCUGUGAGGUCCUACUCAACGUCAUGAACUGGCUCCUUGACCUGGACAUUAUAGAGCAACCUAGGGACAGCCAACCAAAGACACCGACUACUCCAGCCUCUGAGGGUGACCGACCGCAGGAAGCGGAGGAGAAGGAAGGAAGCCCAUCACAGGCCAGGACGUGUACAGAGACCGAGGGACAGGGAGGAGACUCCACUGCACACAGUCUGGCCAUGGACACACUACUCAGCAUUUUUAAAGCUCUUGGUUGUCCCCACGGGUGUGGUGAUGGUGUUCGGGGAUCGCACGGUGACCUCCUGAGGUUAAAAGGUCAAAACUGCUUGCAGAGAUUACAAAGGGUCAAUGCGGUCCUGUUUAGGUCGUACCUGAAAGACACCAUUAAGAAGUCACCAUUACAAGACAGUGUGGACUUCCUACAUGCCUUUCUGGGAUUUUGCGUGGAGCCUUGUCUGAUUCUACAGCAGAGUGAGAGAGCGGAGCGCUCAGCAUCAGGUUCACAGGGGGGCAGUAAGAAGAGCAGUUGUCAGGAAUCACAGCAAAAUGGCUUCCAGAACAACUUCGGCCACACAAUUGGUGGAGUAGGGUACCGCGGAGUAGAGGGUGUCAUUAUUGCCUCCAUCUUCAAGUCAUUUGUGUCCCGAUGUGUGGAGAACAGUCGAGAUCUGUAUGGCAGUGACAACAUUGGACUGUUCUGUGAUGUGCGACAGUUUAUGGCCUAUGUUAAAGAGAUCCAUGGUGGAACGUUCCGCCGGGUUGGCCUGGGAGGACUCCUUGAUUCACAUCAAGCCCUGAAGCAGAAGGAAAAGAAACAACAGGACAAACUCAAGCAGUCUCUACCCAUCAGGCGUACUACAUCGCAGACUUCUGAGAGUGGUGAUGAACGCGAGACGCGGCGCUCUAUAUCGACUGCAUCUGAGGAGUCUGGCAAAACUCGCAAGUCGCUGUUCAAGAAGAAGCUUAAGAAAGUAACCUCAUCGCUAGCCCUGCAACAGUAUGCCGCAGCCAGCGACUCCGAGCUGCUAGACGAAUCACACAACACCAAGCAUAACUCACAGUCACCCACCACAGAGGAUGACUCUAUAGCCAGCAACAGUACCGGGAGACGGCGCUUCAGUAAAUUCCACCUAGGCUGGAGACGAGCCGCCAAGUCUGACCAUGAGGAAGAGGCCCUUAGUGAUCCGCCACCUCUUGACCGCCGAGAAAGUCGCAGUGAGUUACAGUUCAACCGAGUCGGCGGUAAAGGGAAAAUGUCCUUCAAGACUGCCAGUCAUGCAACAGUCACAUUCUUAAGUGCCAGGAAACGGAUUGAGGGCGGUUUGAAAAGUCUUGGAAAACGGAUGAGUAAACGAGGCAGUGUGGAUAACUGGAAGACCCACCAGUCAACAACGGCAGACGAUGCAGAGUCCGAGUCCACACUGACCAAGGAGAAGAAGCUGGUUGAUCGUUUCCUGGUGAAAUCUGGGAUGCUGCGGUUCUCCUUUCUCCUGGAGUGCUGUCAUCCAGGCUCCAUACCAGACCCAACCCUCGUCUCCGCCAUGCUAGAACUGGAUGCACCUGUGAUUGCCAGAGCAUCCCUGUUGUUGGAAUGUGCUCACUUUAUCCAUCGCUGUAACCAUGGCGACUGGCCAAACUGGAUGCACCUGAACCUUCCCAGCUUCCGUCACUCUGCCUCAGCUUUGCAAAACAGAGGCCAGCCAUCUGGUUACAGGCGAACUCUGACCUUACAGAAGGCAGCUGGGCGAAUGUUCUAUGCUUGGGCAGAGAACCUUGGUACCAUGCUGCAGUACAUUCUGUCUAAAGAGUACGCCAGUAAGCUUGACGUCAUUGGAGACGUAAGGUCGGAAGCAAGGAAACGUGAACUCAGAACCAUGGAUGAUGAGGAAGACUUUUUAGAUGAAGCUACAGUGAAUGACUCGGGUAGUUCAUGUCCCUAUGCUCUCAAAAUGAUAGCCUGUCUGGUUCUUCAAGAAAUCACAACUUUUCUACGAGAAACCUUUCGAGAUUUACCAAAAAGUCGUAGUCCUCGAAGGGAAGGAGGAUGCUGGGAACGCAAUCUGACAACACGUAGAUGGAGCAGCAUAGUGAGCAGUCCCGGCCAUUCCCCGGGUUCCGAGUCCAACAUGGCUGAUAUUCCUCACUCCUCCUCUGGUGUUGCAGUAGGGAGUCCAGGGGUUGGAGAGAGGAAGAUCAGUUUUGCUGUCCUGGGUCAUGCUGACCGGUCCGACUCUUUACAUAGUAGUACAACAUCUAUCUCUGUACUGGACCCGACCAUGUCACCACAUAUACCCGGAGAUGAACGCAAAGGUCGGAGACUUGCCCAGGGGAGACAGAAGUUGUUGAGGUACAAUAGACGAGGAUCCACACAAAACACAAGCUUCCGGCAUAACCGCAGCUUCCGACUGAUGAGGCAAGCGGAGGGAAGUAUAAAACGUAUAGGAAGUGUAAAGGGAAGAAAGGUUAGCAGUCAGUCCCUGCAGUCUGGAGGCGAGAGGUUUCCGGAAGAGGAUGGAGUGGAUGACAUGGAGUCAGUCCUGAGUGAUGAACCAGAGAGUGGGCCCGAAUACCAGGAGGCCGAUGACUACAGUCUCUGUCAGAACAUGCCCUGGAUUAAGGUGGUAGUACAGUUGGCAAACUUGUCCAACUUCAUCUGCCCCCACCAGAGCUACUGUCAUCCCAACUGUUACGAGCGACAGAGGCGGUCCUGCUCACGCCUCGUCACUGCAAUGAGGAAAGUGUACCUGUCGACAGAGCAUGACCCAGAAACUCUGGACAAAAGUAAACAAGGCCUACAUGCAGAUUUCUUGAAGGAGAGACUCAAGCGAAGGGAGUCCAUAUUCCAGCAAAGUUCUCCGACCAAGCGACGAGAGAGUACUCCACUCCUGGAAAAGAUCAAGACAGAUGUGUCUAUGAGCAAACUGAAGAUGAACUCCACCACAGUGAAGAAGGAAGAAAAACCCAAGGAAGUCAAGGAGGACACUGCCAUAAUGAAGUACAUCACUUCACAGGUCCAGAAGCUGACACAGUGCCCCAUGGGGAUCCUUGCGAAGGCAGCUCCAAUCUUGACGGAGGACAACUUGAUAGACAUCCUACCUGUAGCGUGGGAGCUGAUGCUGGAGACCGACCAGGAACUGGCAGCUGCUGCAGCAUCAGUGUUCCUGCUGUCCUCAGUGAAGACGCCAGACAAGGCACACGCCUUGAUCACCAAGGAAUUACAACAUGAAGACACAUGUCAGAGGAUAAAUGCUGUUCUCAGGUUUGGUGUUCUUUGGAAAUUUAGACAUCAAGUUUGGCCAAGAAUGGAAGAUGGAGGAAACAUGUUCUUCAAGCUGCCACCACCCAACAUAGACUUUACGCUGCCCUCGCCAACCAUUGGCCUGCCCACUCAGACGGUGGUGGACCCACCCUGGACUCCACACUUCAAGGCCAAGAUAGAGGAAGUGACAGUCAACCAAGAAGGCACAAAAUCCUUAGUUACCGCAACCACCACCCGUAGGAAGGAACAACAGGAAAUGAUCCGGAAAGCUCUCCAGGCAGAGGAGGAGAGAAAGCGGGUUGGACGUGAAAACUUCCCAAUGACGACAGUUUCCAUCACCCAGCUUGCAGCCUAUGAGCCGGCACUCCACCAUGCAGGGGAGGAGCACGAGGAAGCAAUCAUUCCUGAGGAGCUUAACUUGGCUGCACGGCGUGUUUCCCUUGCUCCCGUCAAUCGUGCUAACGUCCAAAGUCGUAGCUUGUCCUGGAGAAAUGGUAGUGUGCAUUGGGCCAGAUUUUUACUUGAAGGUGAAGAGGAUCGUACAGAACACACACAUCACAUGCAGCUGGCUCAGACUUUUUUCCCAUCAUGCAUCUGUGCAACAGCAUUACCCAUUCUGCAUCUGUUGGAUGACCAGGAUGUCAAUGCAGAUGGCAUAUCAGUGGCAGAGGUGGCAGAGAAGGUCAUCUGGACGUGUAUUGUGGAGGACCCCAUCCUCUUUCUCCGACACUUCCUGGAGAAACUCACUCAUAAGGACAAGCAGGAAGAACUGUUGUACCUGUUGAGGAGGAUGGUGCUGUACUUCCAGGAUCUGCCCGCCCAGAUGGCUCACUCACUCUACAACUACUUGACUGGCUAUGUCAUGUUUUAUGUUCGGAGUCCCUGUUCCGGCAGUCAGGAGGCCAUCGCUGGGGCCCUAGGCCUCAUCUGGCAGGUUAUCCCCAGUGUGGAUGAUUUGUAUUUUAAAGACCUCAAACAGACACUGAAGAAGGAACAGUGUGAUCCAUACAUCAUGAUAUCAGCCAAUGUGCCCAGUGCCAAGAAGAUAAUAAUUCAUGGUACUGACCAAACUGGUAUACCAUCUCAACUUCCUAUACACGAGGACACCCAGUUCUCCCAGAUUCUUCAGGAAAGCCUUGAUUUCUUCAAUGUACCGGAGGAUGAAUAUUCCUCCUACUUCCUUGUUGAUACCAAGUCAAAUCAGAUUCACAACCUGAAUGCCUAUGUGCGAGAUUUCUACUUCUUCAGGAGGAACGUCUACCCUCAGCUGAGUCUUGUUAAGAUGAACCCUGAUCACGCGUUCCAAAGCCUGGAGAAGCAGGCAUUCAUCCUGAAGUUUGUGGAGAUAGGGAAGGUCUUAUUCACACAUUCAGUGCUCAAGAGCACUGCUCCACAUCAGAUGCAGAACCAUGUAUCUUUUCUACAUGAAGAGUUUUUGAAGCAGCCAUCAUUUCCACGCAAAGCUCUAGAAGCAGAGUUUGGACUAUACCAUGGAAAAUCGGGAGAGGAGCUGUAUGGCCUGGAUACGCUGCACAAACUCUCUUGGGUUAAGUUGAUGUCAGCCAUCUUUUCAAAGAUGACGAGUACAUUUUCGUGGACAAAUGAUCUCCAGUUGUUCCUGAACGUGAUAAACGGCUGUAUGAUACUACACUGUGAGGACACGGCCUUACUCAGGUUCUGUCUGUCCACCCUCAUCAACACAUGUCGUCACUUUAAACACAUCUUCUCCAUGAAUGGGUUUCUGUACCUGAUGCCUACCCUGCUGAAGAUAUACAGUAACAACCAGCCUAACCCUGUCCUGUGUCAGGCCGUUGAGUAUGUCUGUAAACAGUUCUACAUCCUACACAGGAAGCCAUUCAUACUUCAGAUGUUUGGCAGUGUGACCCCACUACUGGACAUGACCUCUGAGGAUACAGGGCUUGUGGACUGCAGAAAGGUGCAGCCGGACUGCCUCUUCAAACUGCUGCUAUCCCUGGAGCGUGACACUGUAGACAGUCUUUGCAUACUGGAACUCAUCCAGGGAGAGAAACCACUUCGGGCUCUGGAUUUCUGCUAUGAGAAUGACCCUGACCGCCUGGAGAUGAUAGAGGUCAUCAACAUGUGUGUGACCGUGAUUGGCUAUGCCCCGGACUCCUUCAGGAGUGUGCAGAUGCUUACAGUACUGGAGGUCGUAGUAACACGGUACCUGGAACACCUACGAUUGGAGACAACUCGUCAGGACAAUCCUCCCGCAGCCAGAGCAGAAAUCACUAUCAUCACCAACAUGGGUAUUUCCAUCCGAGCACUGCUCAGUUGCUGUGAAUACUUUACAAGGGGGCUAGGGGGUGAAGGUUUUGACUCUUUACAGACUUAUAUAGAUGUAUCCAGCCUCAGAGACCUUAGAGGUUUGACCACAAACUUUUUCAGGAACAUGAGUCUCCCUCAACGUCAGCUGGAGAGCGACAAACCCAACGUGAAGUCCAACCAGAGUAACCACUCGCCGCUGGGUGGAACUAGUUACUAUGACGACAGGGAGGACUCGCAUGCUAGCUGUCGUCACAUGGAGGAAGGUCGUAAAAAGGCCUACACACAGGACAGCGAGGACAUGGAAAUGAGGACGGAGUUCCGUAAACCUCGGGACUCUCUUCUCAGUGUGGUGGCCGAGUUUUACGCCUCCUGCCAGAGUCGCCUCAAGGAGCUCCGCAAGAUGUUACAGGACCCAUCCUUCAGACCGCCAGAACUCCUGGAUCAUAAAACACACAAUAGAUUGGCCGAGAUAGCCAAUACACUGCUGAAACUAGCCCCCUAUGAUCCUGAUACUCUCAGAUGUACAGGCCUGCAAAGAUAUAUGACAGAAAUCUUGCCUAUUACGGACUGGAAACAAGAGGCCAUUCGACCAGGACUGAAUCUGAUUCUCCGAAGGCUUGAUAGACUCUUCAUCAAGAUUUCUAAAAAGACUGCCCUUAGAAGACAGGCCGACUGGGAUGCUGCUGCUAAUCUGCUGAAAGGUGUAUUUCUCACACUGAAGAAGUUCCAAUACAUAGCACAUCUCCCACAUCUAAAGGAUAAUCCGUCGGAUAGGACACAAAGCCUUUUGUCUAAUAUACUACAGACAUUAAUCGGCGCUGUCCUCAGCAUCAUACUGUCCGGACCAGGAGGAGCCGUGCUGCCUGAUAACUUGUUCAGUUUCCAUGGCAGCCACCGUAUCGAACACAUCACGCAGAGCAUACUCACGCCGCCUUCAUUCUCUUCGGCAGUUGUAAAACUAGUCGCCAUGCAAAUGGCUGCUCUAGGGGAGCAGUUCUCCUUAGAGCAGAUCUGUGGGGGGAUGGCCGAGUUCCCUACACCAGAGAGAUACAUCAACAUCCUCGUCAACUUCAUCCUGCCCCUGUGUGUACGACUAGGCUGUGGUAGAAAAGACACGCCCAAGAUGAAUACAGAAGAUGUCAAGUUUGCUCUCCAGGUGAGCUUGAAUGUGCUUUGUCCACCAAUAAAGAUCCGUUCUCAGCAGCAGGGAAACACUAAGUCGACCACACUACACCACCUGUCUAUCAGUGAGAACCACCGCUGUAGCAGCUACGGACAGCUGGACAAGGGCUUCAAACACGAGAAUGAAAUGUUGCUACACACUGCCUACCUAGGUUUGGAGAUUUUGAUGACAUGCUUUGACAAGGUGCUGAGUACAGAGUGGCACAAGGUCACGCACUGCAUACAGAACCUGGGAUGUAAAAGCAAAGUUUCCCUGCCCAUGUGGAAGUUCCUUGACUUUGUUGUAACCUACCGGCCAUCCAUCUUUCUGUUGCUCCAGCCAUUUAUACGAUACAAGAUAAUGCGUAUCAAUUGUGACACUGCCCAGGAGUACUACAUCCAACAGACCAUCAAGGACAAGAUGCUCGGCUACAGCUUCACGCACCCCAAGUGUAACGCCAGCAUCCUACUCCAACUGGCAGUGGAGCUACAGGCACUCAAGGACGAGUUCCACACUGUUGGUGCAGGAGAGUUUCGGUCUGCUUCUGCUACUGAUACAACAGAACGAUCAGACAUGCCACUGACCCAGAUUCCAGAGCAGCGACGCCAGGCCAGUAUCACUGACAUCGCUGUGGAGAUUAUCAAUCCUGUGUCCAAACCAACACUAGCCACCAUUGGGAAGAAGGCCAGUAGAGCCACAAUAUUUUCCCAGUCAAGUUCGAGUACAGGUGCUCCGUUUAAGACCACUGUUGUUACCUCAAGUCUGGACAGUACCAGUCCUGUUUUGUCGGAGAGGAAGGUCAGUCGCCGUAUUUCUGCCAAAGAUGGCAGCAACAUCCUGGAGAAGUUCAGAAGACCAACCAUGGAUGAUAUUUCUCCUGGAGACACUAUAGUGAUGUCCGAGGCCACAAAGAUACAGCGCCAGCCAAACAUUGUGCUUCGGUCACCUGGUGCAUCUAAACAGAACAGCUUGGAUGAACAAGGCAGUGUUCUAUACGAAAGUGACGAAGGAGACACACCUAAUGGGGGAGGUAGUAUCUUAUCUGGUCAUUUUGGUGGAGUGACCAGUCCUGACCUUGACCCCAGGUCACAUAGGUUCCAGCGACAAGACAUCAAAAGCCGUAAAACAUUCAAACGUAAGAAAACAAAAACCUCAAGCAAAGGACAUUAUGCAAGUAAGAACGGUUGCGAUAAAAGUGAUAACUCUCCUAGGGGAUCACCUACACGGCGCCCUGCUUACCAUGGAUCCCCAACCCAUAGGUAUCACGCCACUUCUCCCCAGAAACUUCAUCGGUCACCACCCAACAGGUCAUAUGCAUUUCUCCAGCAGAAUGCAGAGGCGGAGCUCAAAAACCUUCGACAGGUGAGAUCUACAUUGGUGGGUGCAUCGUCCCCAAGUGCAGCCCGUUCUGUGGAGAUGAUUCCAGAGAGUGUAGAAAUGAAGCCAAGCAGACCCCGUUACAUUCAACGGUCAAAAUCACAUGACGACCCCCACGGAGACUUCCAUGCCCCAGGAACCGCCAGAGGUCGCAUUGCCAGACAAGGUGCCCGCAUUGUAAGGUCUAGAUCACCAUCUUGUAGUCCUGUUCGAGUUGGGCAAUCGCCAACAGCGAGUCCAACAAGGAACCAGGCCUACAUUUCUCAGUACGACUCCAGUGAUUCGCUGAACGCCAAUGAGAGUUCCGCAUUGCUGAAGGACGACGAUUCCCUCAGCUCUCCCCAGUCCAUGUGUAUUUACUUUGACGAGAGAGGAAGAACAAGAGACACUGUCAUGUGAUACAAAAAAACACCAAACUGGAAGUUAAAUACGUUAAAAUCCUGUUGAAUUGAUCACAUGCUAUUGUGAGAUCUGUGACAUAUAAUAAAUAUAUUGUUAUGAAGUAAUCUCAAAUUUCGCCACCUUUUGUGGUCAUAAAGGAAUUGACGCUUCAUCAAGAGAGAUGUAUAAAGUUGAAAUUAUGCAUGCAGUGCAGACAUGGUGAAUGAAACAAGUGGCAUGGUAUAAAGGUUAUACUGUAAGAAACUGUUAGUUGUUAAUGCAAUGUUAAUGUGUGUGUUUGUCCGUCCGUCCAUUUGUUAAUGUUCUGUCAGUAAUCAAGAGAGAGUGAGAGAGAGAGAGAGUAAUUUUAAAACAUUACUGUGGAUUCAAAGAGGUUGAGUAUGACAAAGUUAUGAAAGUGCAUAAGUGUUCUUGUGUAUUUAUGAUGUAAAUUCAGACAUAUAAAGCAGAUACAAAUGUCGUCAGAAACCUCCGUGAGAUAUGUAAUGCUUUUCUGUUUGAGAUACACAGUAUACAGACUGUUACCAAACAUGAAGAUUAGGUGCAUUCAAACUUGUUGCCAGUGAAUGUACUCUGGCAACUGGAAAGGAAUAUCCUUUCAUGGGAAGUUUGAUAGAAAUAAUUAACAAAAUCUCAUAAAAAACACUUUUUUUAAAAACAUUUUGGGAUCGAUAAGGGGAAGAUAUCUUUGAGUUUGUUUUGAUUGUCUUCCUAUCUGAUCGCCAAAUGUUACAAGAAGGCACAGAACACCAUAUUGAUACCUAAAGAUAAUUUAUUGUUGCUAAGAGUUUUGGAUUCGCAACAAAUCACCAAAGUAUUCACCACAUACUGCUGUAAUAUCCUAUCUAUAAAUACCCUAACAGUAUUAACACAUAACAGCGUACCGUAAACGUCGAUUUGGUUGUUUGUUUUGUUUCCUUACAGCAUAAUCAAAUAAAACCAGUUGUCAUGCAUGCUGACAUUUACUUUCAUUUACAACUGUAUAGGUUGAUCGUUUAAACUUUAAUGUUUUGUUUGCGACAUGUUUUAAUAUUUUGUUUUUAUACUGGUUGUAGUUUUCAAUAUGUGUUUGGUCCUUUUGCCAUUAUAAGCCUUACAAGAAGGCGAAUUCAACACAGUUGUCAAAAUAUUACAUACUCAUAUAUAAAUGUAUAUAAUUCUGCCGUGAAAGAUACAUGUAAUAUAUAUUCAAAACUAUUUAUUUUUCCUUGCCAAGACCAAAGGGCAAGGAUUUGGGGAAUUAAAAUGUUAUGCUUUGCUUUUACAGUUGUCAUAAUUGACAUGUGAACUGAAAUCAACUUUUUCAUGGAUUCGGAAUGAAGGAAACCAUAUAGAUGUUAUUGUGAUACGUUUGUAUUUGUCUGAUGUUAGUAUUUUAAUCUUUGUUUCAUGUUUUUUGAUACGAGUUAAGCAGGAAGGAACAGUCAUUUUUUGUGAUAUUUGUCGGAGGGGAAUAACAGAACACCUGUUGUUAUAUCGUACUGAUGGACUUACUUAUUCUUAGAACUAGAAGGUGCCUUUCAGUAAUGAUUUGCUAUUGUGAAUUACUGCUAGUAAGUACUGUUUUAUGCCAAUACACAAUCUCUGGAAACAUGAUCUUCCCC
Molecule: messenger RNA, 12501 nt
Organism: Mizuhopecten yessoensis (Yesso scallop)
Lineage: Eukaryota; Metazoa; Mollusca; Bivalvia; Pectinida; Pectinidae
Product: protein unc-80 homolog
Exons: 60
Coding region: 155-10894 (3579 amino acids)
Biological process (GO): monoatomic cation homeostasis
Cellular component (GO): cation channel complex; axon
Molecular function (GO): monoatomic cation channel activity
Source: RefSeq, a predicted model, not a curated record